This is a messenger RNA of Chrysoperla carnea, 770 nucleotides long. RefSeq lists its product as uncharacterized. Gene Ontology annotation, molecular function: nucleic acid binding. NCBI's taxonomy places the organism in Eukaryota, Metazoa, Arthropoda, Insecta, Neuroptera, Chrysopidae. The coding region runs from base 252 to 599 and encodes 115 amino acids. The transcript is spliced from 4 exons. The record is from RefSeq and is a predicted model, not a curated record. Gene Ontology annotation, biological process: tRNA splicing, via endonucleolytic cleavage and ligation.
GAUACAUUGACAAAGUCAUUGACACUUGGAAAAACUGACAAGCAAAGAAAAUCCUUCUUACGCCACAUCUGUCGGUGAUCAAGAAUUAUAAUAGAAGCUUUGAUGAUUUUACACUGAAUUUCACGCCGCAGUAUUUGGAAAGAAAACAUUACAACAUUUCUGCGACCCCACGGAUAGAUAGAGCUAAAUCAUAUCAAGUCGUUCAUUUAAAAUUGAGCGUUUUCCGUCAAUUUAAAAACUAUGUAAAAAUUAUGGAUUUGAAAGAAAAAUUUGCUGAUCUUGGGUGUUGUAAUGAACAGAAUUCAACCAUAACCUCAUAUGUAGUGAAUGAUUUAAAUAAACGUAAACGAAUGUACUUGGUAAAUUGUCAUUACUCUGAAAAAUUAGAACGUUUGUAUUUAAGUGCGAAGAAAACACCAGAUUCUGAAUAUAACAUAUAUUUACCAAUAUCAAGUAAAGAAAGUUUACCGUAUUCAAUUUUGAAUAAAUAUGUGAAUGUAUUGAGUGAAAAUGCAUUGGAGAAGUCAAUCGUCUUAGCUUUCUGUACUCAGGAUACUAAAUGCAUUUAUUACAGAUUAAAAGAAGGUUUGCCUGAAUAAUAUAAAAUUUCGAUAAGUUUCUGAUUCCAAAGCACAGACAUAGUAAAUAAAUAUUUGGCUAUGAAAUCCGUGUUCCAAAGUCAAGUAAAAGUUUUUGGAAACGCAAAAUUUAUUGGGAAAUUCUCUUUCUGUGUAUUCAAACGUUUUUCAUUUUAAAAACAAUGUUAAUAA